AUGACUUCAAACUUAUCAUUAAUACUCUCAUUAUACAUUUCAAUCUCAUAUGUAAUAGUUUUAUAUUUUACAGAAAAGGGAAUGGAAAAUUAUCCCGCUCAAAGAGAUGAUCCUAGAGUUAUUAGAUUAAGAAUGAAAAGAAUAUAUACUUUAAUGGGGGUUAAUUUAAUUCUAAUACCGUUAAUUCAAUCAACAUUUAAUAAAAAUUUAACUUUUUGGCAAGCAUUUAAAAGUCUGGGAAUUAUUCCUAGUGUAUAUUAUAACUCUAUUAAUCAUUCUUGGAAUGGAACUCAUGCCAUACUCUUUAUAAAACAAACAAUCUCAACUCUAAGCCUUAUUUCCUCACUCUAUAUUGGCAUUUUAAUCGAUAACGUCUUAUUUUACUAUCUCAUCAAGGAUUCUAACUCCAUUAUGGAAGAUCUUAAAGAGGAAAUACAUUCCAUUUGGGGAGUUAGAAAUUAUAUUUUUGCACCUAUUACAGAAGAAGUAUUUUAUACAUCAAUGAUUUUAACAAGCUAUUUAAGUUUAAAUGAUGUCCAAGAUCUAACAAUGAAACAAUUACUUAUAUUACCACCAAUUUUUUUCGGAUUUGCUCAUCUACAUCAUGCAUACUCUAAGAUUCAAAUGGGAACAAUUAGUAAACUUAAUGUAAUAUUGAAUUCUAUGUUUCAAUUUAUUUAUACAACUAUAUUUGGUAUAUUGACAAAUUUUAUCUUUUUAAAAACUAAUGGAAAUUUAUGGUGUUGCAUUAUUUUACAUUCAUAUUGUAAUUAUAUGGGGUUUCCUCAAGGUUCAGAAUUAGCUAAUUAUUUUUUGAACAUUAAAGUUAUAAAAAAUGAGAAAUCAAUCAAGUAUCUAACAAUUUGGAAGAAAAUUUAUUUGAUGUUGCUACUUAUAGGAAUAUUACUAUUUAAAAACGGGAUCUCUUAUUUCAACAGUUUACCGGAGUCUAUUACAGUCUAA
Henningerozyma blattae CBS 6284 is the source of this 963-nucleotide messenger RNA. RefSeq names its product CAAX prenyl protease (gene RCE1). The transcript has a single exon. Gene Ontology annotation, cellular component: endoplasmic reticulum membrane. Gene Ontology annotation, molecular function: metalloendopeptidase activity. Gene Ontology annotation, biological process: CAAX-box protein processing. The record is from RefSeq and is a predicted model, not a curated record. The coding region runs from base 1 to 963 and encodes 320 amino acids. Lineage: Eukaryota; Fungi; Ascomycota; Saccharomycetes; Saccharomycetales; Saccharomycetaceae.